AUGAACAAGCAACUUGCUAUGGAGAAAGCAGACAAUUUCACAUUUUGCAAGCAAAUUAAUGAUGCCAUAAGUCCUUUCUUCUCUUUUGUCCAAGAUUCUAAGGACCCUUCAAGUUUCUACCACAGUCACUUGAAACCAAUUGGAAGGCAAGCUGAAGCAGACAAAUUUCUUUCCCUUUUAGCAAUGAUGGAAAAGUCCAACAUGAGUUUGCACAAAGACAUGCAUAUUCAGAAGAAUGAGCAGCAUCUUCAAUGGAUGAACAUGUCACUGCCAAGUAGCCAACAUGCAAUGGAACUGGACCAUGAAAAAGGGCUUCAAGGAAGCUUCUCAAAAAGUGAAGCAAUGACCAAAGGCAGUGGCAAGAGAAUGAAGGAUGAAGGAUCCAAAUGUAGUGCCCUUUGCUUGUGUCUUCCAGGCUUUGGCUUUGGUAAAGCAAAGACAGAUAAAGCAAGAAAAGGAGGCAACAAAAUGGAUUAUUCUGAGAAUCAUGUAAUGUCUAGCACAUUUUCUUUGGAACGCUUUGAACUUCAUUCGGGGGUUGCACAUGGGAAAGGGAUAAUAAUACAGGAAAAUAAUCAUGAAGAUGACUCCUUCAGUUCCUACUUUGACUUGCCUUCUAUAAUUCUGAAAUGCAGUGGUGAUGAUGAUGCUUAA
Messenger RNA from Sphenostylis stenocarpa, 654 nucleotides. Lineage: Eukaryota; Viridiplantae; Streptophyta; Magnoliopsida; Fabales; Fabaceae. The record is from the annotation of a GenBank genome assembly.